GGUGUCCAGCUCACGCUCAUGCAGCUUCUUAGAUGGAGCCUGCAGUCAUUGAUGCACGGGAGAGGAGGUACUGAAAUGCCAUGCGCUGCCUUCUACCAAAGAAGAAGAAACACAAAUUCUAAACUGUUGCCUACAACGUUUUCUAAGACCAUUUGUGAUCGAAAGAGAUGCCUAAAGUACGUCGUAGUCGGAAACCCCCGCCUGAAGGAUGGGAAUUGAUUGAACCAACGCUUGACGAACUGGAUCAGAAAAUGCGCGAAGCUGAGACAGAACCUCAUGAAGGAAAACGAAAAACGGAGUCCAUGUGGCCAAUAUUUAGAAUCCAUCACCAGAAGUCACGUUAUGUUUAUGAACUGUUCUACAGAAGGAAAGCAAUUAGUAGAGAGUUAUAUGAAUACUGUCUAAAAGAAGGAUAUGCUGACAAAAACCUGAUUGCAAAGUGGAAGAAGCAAGGUUAUGAAAACCUUUGCUGCCUUAGAUGUAUUCAAUGUAGAGAUACAAAUUUUGGUACAAACUGUAUCUGUCGUGUACCCAAAGCUAAACUGGAAGAGGGCAAGAUUGUGGAGUGUGUUAUAUGUGGAUGUCGUGGUUGUUCUGGUUGAUGCCAUGAGAGCAAGGCAGCAAUUUGGAUAUGUACAUUAUGAGAAGAUUUUGCAUGGAAGCUAUCAAAACUAUCAACACUUUCCUUUGGUUUAUUCCUGGAUCCCUGAACUGUAUAGAAUUACCUUCCGGAAGAUUUUUUAAUCUGUGCAUGGGAGGUUAAGAAACCAACGGAAAUGAAUGAAAUCAUGGGCCCAGCUGGUUUAUUUGUUUAUUUUAUUGCUUAUUAAUUUUGUGCUCAGCUGAUGCCAUAAUUCGGUUUCCUUUGGUUGAAAAAAAAUCUCAUCUAGCAUACAAAGGAUAUUGGUGUACAUAAACAAAUCCUGUGCCAAUCCCCUAUAAAGGUUAGAUUUGUUUGAGCAGAAGGGUCAGAUUUUCUUGUCUGUAUUCGUAAUAAAAGUUUUUGGUAACAAGCUG
Messenger RNA from Pocillopora damicornis (cauliflower coral), 1017 nucleotides. RefSeq names its product protein BUD31 homolog. NCBI's taxonomy places the organism in Eukaryota, Metazoa, Cnidaria, Anthozoa, Scleractinia, Pocilloporidae. The record is from RefSeq and is a predicted model, not a curated record. Gene Ontology annotation, cellular component: spliceosomal complex; nucleus. Gene Ontology annotation, biological process: mRNA splicing, via spliceosome.